CCGUGACGGUGUGAACAUCAGGUUGUGCUCUUCUUCGGCCCGGUUCUGAGGGCGCAGCGCCGAGGCGGAGACCCGGACGAAGCAGCUGGGCCCCGCGGCGGAGGAGGCGGCGACGAGGCCUCCGACAGGCGGACACCGACCGGCGGACACCGACCGGGGAGGGACAGCGGCAGGAUGCGCAACUUCCCCCUGUCGGACACAAACAUCACCUGGCAGCAGCUUUAUUUUAAAUGGACGAUCCUGGUGCUCUGAAGUGAUGCAGCUGGACUGAAGGACGGCGCUCGGUGCCGGAGAUGGACUUCAGGCUGGGGGGAAAAAAAUGACAGCCUGCUGCCUCCUCGCUGACUGACAAUGCUGCUGGGUUAGCAAAGCCCGACCGAGAGGAGCCUCACCUCCGGACCCAGGAAGGCAGAGUCGGUUCUGUUCCAGCACAGCCAUGCUGAUCAAGGAGUACCGGAUCCCCAUGCCGAUGAGCGUGGAGGAGUACCGCAUCGCUCAGCUCUACAUGAUCCAGAAGAAGAGCAGAGAGGAGAGCUGCGGCGAGGGCAGCGGCGUGGAGAUCCUGGAGAACAAGCCCUACGAGGACGGGCCGGGAGGGUCGGGCCAGUACACUCACAAGGUCUAUCACAUCGGCAAACACAUCCCGUCCUGGUUCUGUGCCAUCCUCCCCCAAGCCGCCCUUCGUGUGGAGGAGGAGUCCUGGAACGCUUACCCCUACACACGAACCCGGUAUACUUGUCCAUUUGUUGAGAAAUUCUCCAUCGACAUCGAGACGUACUACAAACCAGACACCGGAAAUCAAGCAGAUGUCUUCAAUCUAUCCGCCGCUGAAAAGAGACAGAGGACUGUCGACCCCAUAGACAUCGUCAAGGACUACAUCCCUCCCCAUGAAUACCUGGUGGAAGAAGACCCCAAGCUGUACCAGUCGAUCAAGACCAGGCGGGGCCCGCUGUCAGAGGACUGGAUCGAGGAGAUCAACCACAGCCCGGGUCAGACCGUCGUCAUGUGCGCCUACAAGCUCUGCAAGGUGGAGUUCAGAUACUGGGGCAUGCAGUCCAAGAUCGAGCGCUUCAUUCACGACGUAGGUCUCCGCAAAGUGAUGGUCCGAGCCCACCGGCAGGCGUGGUGCUGGCAGGAUGAAUGGUACGGUCUCUCCAUCGAGGACAUCAGGCAGCUGGAGCUGGAAACCCAGUUAGCUUUAGCCAAGAAGAUGGCGCAGUACAGCCUGAGUGAGGAGGGGGGAGCAGAGACCAACGGCUCCUCUGUUAGCCAAGACCAGGAACAGGCGGGAGAGGAGCCGGGGUCAGCUGCAGAGGUCGAGGGACCUCGAGGAAAGCUUGGAGAUUCCCUAGAGACGCGAGGGGAGCUCACCAAGCAGUGGUCCACCUCUUCCAGAUCGUCCAACAGGUCAUCAAAGAGAGGAACAAGUCCGUCUCACCACAGCAUUUCAGAGUGGAGGAUGCAGAGCAUCGCCCGGGACUCUGACGACAGCACUGACGACGAGUUCUUUGACGCCCACGAGGACCUGUCGGAUAACGAGGACAUGUUCUCCAAGGAAAUGACCAAGUGGAGCUCGAAUGACCUCAUGGACAAGAUCGAGACAACAGAAGCGGAUGAGGCGCAAGAAGCGUAUCAGGAGUCGAGUGAGGAGUACAGCGUCACUGAGGACACCCAGAUGGAGGACUGUUCGUCCCAGCAGUGUCCCCAGCAGUCCAAAAUCCACGUCCUCAUUCUGGUCCUGCAUGGUGGAAACAUACUGGACACCGGCUCUGGCGAACAGAACAGCAAGCAGGGAGACGUCAACACCCUCAGCGGGGCCUUUGAGACCGUGAUGAGGGUCCACUACCCCGCGGCGCUCGGACGCCUCACCGUCCGCAUGGUCCCCUGUCCUGCUGUCUGCGUCGACGCUUUCUCCCUCGUCUCCAACCUGAGUCCAUACAGCUACGACGAGAGCUGCCUGUCCAGCAGCCAGGACCACAUCCCGCUCGCCGCUCUGCCUCUCCUGGCGACGUCUGCGCCGCAGUACCAGGACGCCGUGGCGACGGUCAUCCUCAGAGCCAAUCAGGUGUACAGUGACUUCCUCAGGUCUGCAGAAGGAGCUGCUUUCAGCGGCCAGGUGUGCGUCAUCGGGGACUGUGUGGGAGGGAUCCUGGGCUUCGACGCACUCUGCAGCAGCUCCGUGACGGUCUCAGAAAGCCAGAACAGCAGCAGGCGGGGCAGCACCAUCAGUGUCCAGGACACAGAACUUCUCUCUCCCGGUAUUAUCAUAAACAGCAUCUCCCCGCCGUCGCCGUCCCUCGAAGGCAGCCGCCAUCUGAGCCGCAGCAACAUCGACAUCCCGCGCAGCUUGGGGCCCGACGAGCCCAACAAGCAGCUGCCGCGCAAGCGCAGCGACUCCUCCACCUACGAGCUGGACACCAUCAAGCACCACCAGGCCUUCCUCUCCAGUCUGCACUCCAGCGUUCUCCACGGGGAGCCCGGGUCACGGCGCUCCAGCAACAGCACCAUGCUGGAGGGCGGCUCCCUGGGGAAGUUCGACUUCGAGGUGACCGACUUCUUCCUGUUCGGCUCUCCUCUGGGGCUGGUGCUGGCGCUGAGGAAGACCGUGGUGCCCUCCCUGGACGUGUCCGCCCUACGUCCAGCCUGUCAGCAGGUCUACAACCUGUUCCACCCGGCCGACCCGUCCGCCUCCCGCCUGGAGCCGCUCCUGGACAAGAGGUUCCACCUGCUGCCCCCCUUCAGCAUCCCUCGCUACCAGCGCUUCCCUCUGGGGGACGGACACUCGGCCCUGUUAGUGGACACCGUCCAGAGUCACCCGCAGCUGCUGAUGGAGUCCGGCGGCGGGCCGUCCCAGCGUUGCCAUGACAGCCCCGCCAGCGAGACGUCCAUCCUGGUUCCGGUGCUGAACUCUCAGAGCUCUUUGGUCCAUGGUGACGCCGACACUCUUCAGUCUCAUCUACAUGCUGAUGGUCUGUGUCCGGCCUCCACAUCGCCGGGGGUCCCCCACCUCCGCUGCAGCCGCAGGGCCAGCGAGGCCAGCCUGGCCAGCCAGGUGUCGGGCCUGGCCGACUCCUACACAGCCACCAACAUCGCCACCACAGUCAAAAGCCCCUCUAAGAGGCCCAGCCUGCUGUCGCAGCUGCCGCUGCCGCACGGUCGAUUCGCCUCUCGGAGCGCGACCAUUCGCUUGCACAACAAAAUCCGUCGGGUGUUCCCGAGAGCUAACGGUGUGGAGUCUGAGCCGAGCUCAGACCCUAGCUCUGACAUGACCUCUGACCUCACCGAUGUCACGUCUGACAUCACAGACCUCAGCUCGGUGCCCCCGUCACCCAGGCUGCUGAAGAACAUAGAGCAAGUUGCGUCGCGGUGGUGGGGCAGUAAGCGCAUGGACUACGCUCUGUACUGUCCCGACGCUCUGACGGCGUUCCCCACUGUGGCUCUGCCGCAUCUCUUCCACGCCUCCUACUGGGAGUCCACAGAUGUCGUCUCAUUCCUUCUCAGACAGGUUAUGAGACAUGAGAACUCCAGUAUUUUGGAGCUGGACGGUAAAGAAGUGUCAGAGUUCACGCCCUCCAAACCUCGGGAGAAAUGGGUUCGCAAGAGGACACACGUGAAAAUACGAAACGUGACGGCCAACCACCGCGUGAACGACGCCGUCUUCACGGAGGACGGAGUGCAGACGGUGACGGGGCGCUUCAUGUACGGACCUCUGGACAUGGUCACUCUCACCGGGGAAAAGAUUGACAUCCACAUCAUGACCCAGCCCCCGUCCGGGGAGUGGGUCUACUUCGACACGGAGCUCACCAACAGCAGCGGACGCGUCUCCUACGUCAUCCCGGCACAGAAGCGACUGGGCAUCGGGGUGUAUCCUGUCAAAAUGGUGGUCAGAGGCGAUCACACGUUUGCAGACAGUUACCUCACCGUCGUACCCAAAGGGACAGAAUUUGUCGUUUUCAGCAUCGACGGCUCGUUUGCUGCCAGUGUGUCUAUAAUGGGAAGUGACCCCAAGGUCCGGGCCGGAGCCGUGGAUGUGGUGAGGUACUGGCAGGACCUGGGCUACCUGAUCGUGUACGUGACGGGUCGGCCCGACAUGCAGAAGCAGCGUGUGGUGGCCUGGCUCUCCCAGCACAACUUCCCUCACGGCGUGGUGUCCUUCUGCGACGGCCUCGUUCACGACCCGCUCAGACACAAGGCCAACUUCCUCAGAUGUCUCAUCAGUGAGGCCCACAUGAGGAUCUUUGCUGCCUACGGCUCCACCAAGGACAUCUCCGUGUACUCGUCCGUCGGCCUGCCUCCGUCUCAGAUCUACAUCGUGGGAAGACCAACGAAGAAGAUGCAGCACCAGUGCCAGUUCAUCCCAGACGGCUACGCGUCCCACCUGUCCCAGCUCCAGUACAACCAAAGGUCUCGGCCGGCCAAGUCCACCUCCACCCGCAUGGUCCUGAGGAAGGGCAGCUUCGCCCUGGGGGCGGCCGGAGGGGAUUUCCUCCGCAAACGCAACCACAUCUUCCGCACCAUCUCCUCCCAGCAGCCAGGGAUCUCCGGCUCCGGCAGCCAGCCGGUACGGACCGAGCGCACGCUGAGCCAGUGCGAAGGGGAGCGGGAGCGCUCGUUCGCCGCCACAACCCAGAGGAGCAUGAGCAUAGCGGCGGGUUGCUGGGGUCGCGGCAAUAAGGAGGGCCCCAAGUGAAGUUUGCGCAGGGAGCCAAAGACGCUCCGUGAUCUCUGGACGGGACAAAGACGGACGGGUCGGAGGGAGGCAGAGAUCAAAAUGUUCUGUAGCAUGGUCCUCUUACCGUCAGACUUUCAUAGGAUGCAUCAUGUAAAAAGAAAAUGAAAUAUUAUAAGCCUUAAAUGAAUCUGGUCCUGGCAUCAUCCUCAUGAGCUCAGGACUGUUUCAUCCUCAAUCAAACACAAGUCUGAGGCCAAUAGGUGUCUGGCUUUUCCAAUGGAAGAUUCUUCUUCAACAUUUAGUAAAAAAAAAAAACACUAAAUGUUUAAUUAGCAAGUUAAAGCUAAGUAUUUAGCUUCAUCUUGUUAAUUACAUACUUAGGAAGCUGAAUAUUAAUGUCAACUACUUCAGAAAGAGUUAGCAAACUCUAAAUUAAGCUAGCUAACUAGAUGUAGCUAGAAGCUAAAUCUUUUGUUUCAAGUGAAAAUAAGCUAUUAAUGAGCAUUUAUGGCUGCGUUUCUUUCAUUUGGUAAUGGCGAGCCGUUGUGGGCGAAGGUCAGAUGGAAAACGCUGGAAAACUCAUAGAGCUUGUAAGCUAACACAGUUAGCGUGUCCAGUUAGCGACAAUUAGCAAAUCCAGUUUUUGGAGCCUGACUGAAAUCUGACCCAGUUCUGACUUCUGAGAUAAAAGUCAAACCAAAACUCUCUGCUUUUAUACACACUAAAAGAAAAAUAAAAGGUUUAACUUGGAAGUCUGGUUAAUGGAGCAGAGGCGGCGCUCUGCGACUUUGUCGUGUCUAGUCCAAGUUCCAGAACAGGAUUGUUUAUCAUCUUUAGUUGUUUUUUUUUUUUCAGUACACAUUACAGGAGAGCUGUAGUUGUUAUUCCGCCCUUUUCCUUUCAGCGUGGCCUCUUGGCCACUCAAGGCCUUAAAUCCCACAACACUCUGACUCUACAGCGAGAACAGGAAGCAGAAAAACAGGGCAUGCAGCAUUAAGCACCAACUGAACUCUGUACAGUCCACAGCAACUAUCCCUUUAUAUAACCAUCUGCUUGCAAUGCCUCAGGCCAGCCUGCUGGCGGCGCUCUGGAGUCAGACAGACAGCGUUUCCAAGCUUUGUGUUUCCACUUUACGGACUCGGUAAAGUGCUGAUUGAGGACGACGACACGUGAAGCAGGAAUUUCAUGCGGUUUUUAUUGCACCAAAAUGGCCGAAAAAUGCACGGAAGUGUUUCAGCCUGAAUGUUUCGUGGUGCGUUUAGGGGUUAAUGUUGAGGUUGGGAGGGUACGCCUUGUACCUCACCUUCGCCCAAGACGAAGUAUUAUGGGUUUUGCUGCUUCUCUUCUACUUAACUGUAGAUCUUCAUGCAAAAUGGACUUUGGAAAAGAAGACAUUUUAUGUCUUCUUUUCCUCAUCAUCAAGGAAGAAACAGACGAUGAGUUAAAGGAAGGCUUUGUAGAUUAUUAGGUUUUAGGACAACAGUCAGGUGCCUGAAUGGAGACUAAAAUCAGCUCCGUUUGGGGUGGAGGUUCAACUCGCUUUAAACCUUAAAAAUGUCCUGAGCACAACUUGUGCUUCCAUUUUAAGUGACGGUGGAGCUGCAAGCAGAAUGUUUUCAGUGGAAACUGCAGGAGCGUUUGCAGUCUGCUGCAGAAAACUUGCACAAAUGUAAGAAAUAAGCAGUGGGGGGAUAAAAAACAGCAAGACAGUUUGUAGAAAUAUAGAAAAAAGUGGUUUAAAAGGAGUGAAAACUUAAGUCAAUGCAAAAAGAAUUCCAGCUAAGAGUUUCAGAUGCUGUUACAAAACACUGCUUAUAAAGCUAAACUAUAAGCUAUAAAGCUCAUAGUGCAGUCAGAGCAGAAUGUAACUAUAAUUUCAGCUAAUAUACUACACUUUAUAAAUAUGUUUCACAAUAUUAAGACACUCAUUUAAUUUGCAAACAGAAUUAUUUAAGCUAAAAUGCAAGAGCCAGCUCAAAUAUUUAAGAUAGCAUGUAAGCUACCACUGUUAUGCUGACAUGGAGUAAUUCUCCAUUCAGAAUGACAAGUCCAAUGUAAAAGCUAAAAUUAGCCAAACUGCUAAUGCUAGCUAAAACGCUCUCAAUAGCAAGUGGGCUAUCGCCAACACACUAACAUUAGCUCACUCCUUUCAGUCUGUUAGGUUUAGCUUUUAAAUGAAAGUGUGCUAAAAUGCUAUGUUGUUAAAGAGGGCUAGCUCUAGCAGGUUGAUGUGACAGCUUUACCUAACAUGUUGGCUAACAUUAGCUUAAUUCACUCAGUAAAUCAAAUGAGCUAAAAGGCUAAUGUUUGCUUCAGUGCUAUUAUUAUACUCUAGGAUGUUGUGUAAACUUAACUUUGUCCAUUCGGGAAGUUAACUUUCGUUUUUAGUAGAAAUUUGGUAAAAAUGUAAUCUUAUUAAAUGCUAAUAUAAUCACAUUGACUCAUGCUAGCAUGUUGGAUAACAUUGACUUAAUCCAUUAAGUAAGGUAGGAUAACGUUAGUUAUUAGGUCAAAAUUAGCAAAAGAGUUCAUGUUAGCAACGGCGCUAUUUAUUUUAGCGUAUGAUUAAGAUUAUUCAAUGACUUAAAAAUUACAUUUGCCAGCUGUAGCCACAGCUUUUUAACAACUUGUUUCAGUCUUUUCAAUAUUUUAUAAUUUAACAGAUCAACUGCUGUAUCACUGUUUUGCAGUAAUGACCCUUUGAAAUAUUUCCUUUUCACCCUCGCUUAGACUGGAAGCGCAUUCAAGACACAGGAGUUUAAAAAUGAGCAGAAAAACAGGGCUGGAUUCCAGUUCAAUUCAUAUAAUCUGGAUUGAAUUGGAUUAGCUGACUAGAGUCCUUCCCUUCAGCCUGUGGGAGUUUUUGGAAGCUCUUGUCUGUUUCCACUCUGUGUGACCAACAAUGUCUUCAUCAAACGACAAAAGCCAAAAUCAAUCUCUAAUACUGUAGUGAAUCAACUAUUUAACCUCAUUGUUUCUUUUUGCACUAGGUAACAGUUGUUGUUUAUGUCACUGUCUUUGCUUGCUGUGUGUGUUUUUGCGUAGAAAGGAAAAGAAGGUCUGUGUGAUGAACGUGCCAAACUGUGGCUGCAGAUGAAAACGGGAAGAUUCAGGAAUUUUGAAAAUGCGGCUCAGUGCAGCCAAAAUCAGACGCCGACUCUGAGGCGUUUGUGUGGCUAAUCUUUUGCGGUCCUCAGGACGACGUUUCCAAUGAUGCUUUCAAAGUGCAGUUCCAGAAGUUUACAUCCCCACAUCAUGAAUAUAGGGCUUGUAAUCAUUUAACUGAACCAUUUUUGUUUCCCAUGAUUGAAUUAUCACACCAAAUACAAUUGUUGAAAUCUGUUUUACAAACUUCUGCAUUUUCGUUCCAGAGUGGAUAUGAAUAUGCAAUUUCAGCCGAAUGUGUACAUGAGCACAUAAAAAAAAAAACACAAAAACACAAUGUAUAACUAAAACUAUCUUUAUUACGAUUGGUGGCUUUUUCUUUCAAACUACUUGAAAAUUUUUGAAAUAAAUUAAAAAUAGCAUUUUUUAAAAACUAAAUUGGAAGAAAAAUUACACUAACUCAUACUUUAUAUUUAUAAGUGACCAUUCAUUGACACAUUGAUUUGUUAAUUAAGAUCAUUCUCAGGCAAAUAUAUGAUCAUUUCAGCGACAGUGCAGUAAUUUUAGACCUGUUGUUCUGACAAGACAUUCGGCAGUAAGAUUUGUAAAAGAAUAAAUCAGAAAACAACACGAGCUUCUUAAUGAUGUGGAUUAUGCAUGGGCCGUUUAGCAAUGUCACAGUGUAGCAAAGUCUAAAAAAAGUUGGUAUUGGCCGAUAUUAGUCCUGUUUUUUUUAGCAUAUCGGUAUUGGCCCAAUCGGUAUCGGACAAUAUUGUAUUGGUCCGAUAAAUAAAACUGGCUCGAUAUUGACAACCGAUAUUUACUUCUAUCUUGGGGAGGACGGGAAGAUGUUGGUCAUUUGUAUUUGUUUGGCCAAGUGAUGCAGGAUUGUUAAAAGCUUGACUGAAGAAGAGCCGUAGUGAUAAAGUCUGUGGUGUAGUAGUUGCUCUUUUUCCCCCAAGGUGUCAAAAGGGUAGUUAAAUACAUUUAUAAUAUAUAUAACAUUGUUAAAUAUUCAUUAUUAGCUAUUUUAAUGUUGGCAUCGGCCCAAAUUGUUAAAUCAGUGCAAUCAGUGUAUAAAUGAUUGAAACCUUUCAUGCUGUGAGAAUCUCAUACUGAGCCAUGGCUACUGUAGCUCCGUUAGCAUCCCCUCUGUUUACCUCUACAUUUCAUCAACCCAGACUGAUGAUGAACGUUUGUUCUGCCACACAUUUCAGAUUUAAUAAUCCCCCCUUGGCUGCUGAGCCGGAUCAGAGUGUUGGUUCAUGAUGGAUGUGUCUGUAAAUACUGUAAAAACGUACAUGUAGAACCUCAGUUUUAGUUACGCGUCACAAUGUUGUUCUGGAAAUUUCAGGUAAAAAUAUAUUUGAAAUAUGUAGCAUUUUUGUCUGACCGUUUGGCUCUCAUUAAGCCCGGAAGGUUUCCGAAUUUCUAUGUUUUUUUUCCUGUGCAUUGUUCUCGUUCUGGUUCCACCAGAGGUCAAAGUUUACCGCCCACCUGCACACGCCUCUUUGUAUUCGAACCUGCUGUUGGCCUGUGCUGCAUCUCCAGCAUUUUAUAGGAUUUCAUGAAACAGUUUUUCAGCCUGGAGUGUUUUACAGAAAACCUUUGACUUAUAACCACAGACUGCUUUUACCAGUCACAAGUACGCGCAUGGAAACCCAUAAAGAACUGUUUAGCAAUCUGCUGCAUGUCCUCUGUCAAAUUGGAACCAUUUAAUAACAACAUUAGUAUUAAUAAUACAGCAAUUAUGUUCAACGUUUCUCCAUUCCUCAAUAAAA
Poeciliopsis prolifica (blackstripe livebearer) is the source of this 9558-nucleotide messenger RNA. Its product is annotated as membrane-associated phosphatidylinositol transfer protein 2-like. Gene Ontology annotation, cellular component: cytoplasm. Gene Ontology annotation, molecular function: phosphatidylcholine intramembrane carrier activity; phosphatidylinositol binding; phosphatidylcholine binding. The transcript is spliced from 28 exons. Lineage: Eukaryota; Metazoa; Chordata; Actinopteri; Cyprinodontiformes; Poeciliidae. The record is from RefSeq and is a predicted model, not a curated record. Bases 437 to 4690 code for a protein of 1417 amino acids. Gene Ontology annotation, biological process: phospholipid transport.